Messenger RNA from Epinephelus moara (kelp grouper), 2738 nucleotides. RefSeq names its product nuclear receptor subfamily 1, group D, member 4b (gene nr1d4b). Gene Ontology annotation, biological process: hormone-mediated signaling pathway; negative regulation of transcription by RNA polymerase II; positive regulation of transcription by RNA polymerase II. The transcript is spliced from 8 exons. Lineage: Eukaryota; Metazoa; Chordata; Actinopteri; Perciformes; Serranidae. The record is from RefSeq and is a predicted model, not a curated record. Bases 651 to 2372 code for a protein of 573 amino acids. Gene Ontology annotation, molecular function: nuclear receptor activity; zinc ion binding; RNA polymerase II cis-regulatory region sequence-specific DNA binding.
AAAUGUUUUCAGAGAGCGUGACAGAGAGGGAGAGAGAGAGAUCCCUGAUACUCAUCGACAAACAAAAGAGAGAGAGAGAGGAAGAAAAAAAACUGGUCACAUUUCUCAGGCACCUGAAAACGUGCUGGUUAUUUUAAGACUCGUGUUGCUUAUUGAUGAGUGGGGAGUGUUUAAACUACUUCCACUCCGGUCAUGUUUUGAUGGUGACUGUACAUGGCAAGCAGCUGAACGCGUCGGGACCUCACUAAUUUAGAGAAGCCCUUUUACAGUGAUCUCUCACACAGUAUCCCGGCAUCAUAAGGUGUGCAGACGGAGAGCCGAGCCGCCGUGCGCUGCAGUCUCUUCACCUCGGAAAUCAUUUGGAUCAGCUAGAGAUAACUCGUCUUAUUUCAUUUCCUCCUCUUUAAUAAUAUUUGCUCUUUACUUUUUCUUCGCUUGGUCGUGUUUUUUAAAACACCCCCCAAUGCCCUGCGCACAUCGCUGCUGGUCUGAGCUUUUGGAUACACUCUUUAUGCCUUGGCAGUUCUUGACUCUUUCACCUAUAUCAACCAAACUCCUCGGUAGCAAGCAAAGGCACUCAGUCCUGUACUAGACGGCCAGAAGUGAACCGCAGGGAACAACUCAACAGCAUUGAUCAUCCACUAGAAAACAUGGAAAACAGUCCUGGUGGUGGUGUUAUCCUGUACGCCGGCUCGUCUGGCAGUGCCAGCCCGAGUCCUGGCAGCCCCUCAAGUGGAUACCAGACCCAGUCGCCCUCAUCCCACUCGCAGCCCUCAUCCCCUGAGGGUGUCUCCUUUCAGGAGAUUGGGCCCCUGAAGCAGAGAGGAGAGCGGAGAGGAGGGACGCCUUCCCCGAAAUUGGUCUUCCAGUUUCCCGAAGUAAACAAUGCUCCCGUCGCCCAAAUAACGACGCUAUCAUCUGCGACCUACAGCCAUCCCACAGUGGCCAAGAGACCUUGUGGUUUCACUGGCACAUUUACCAAAACCGGAGGUAUGGUGCUUCUGUGUAAGGUGUGUGGGGACAUCGCGUCUGGGUUCCAUUAUGGCGUGCAUGCCUGCGAAGGCUGCAAGGGUUUCUUCAGACGCAGCAUUCAGCAGAACAUCCACUACAAGAUGUGCGUAAAGAAUGAAAACUGUCUCAUCAUGCGCAUGAACAGAAACCGGUGCCAGCACUGCCGCUUCAAGAAGUGUCUCUCCGUGGGCAUGUCCAGAGAUGCUGUGCGUUUUGGGCGUAUUCCUAAACGGGAGAAGCAGAGACUGUUGGAUGAGAUGCAGAGCUACAUGAACAGUCUCAAUGAAUCAGCAUCCAUGGAAAUGGAAGUGUCCCCUCCUCCCGAUGCCCCCUGCAGUCCGCAGAACCAGACGAACGACGGAGCGGGCUCCAUAUCCCAGUGUUACCGCAGCAACGUAACGAACAGAGACGAGAAACCAAUCAAGAUGGCUGCCGGCAACAGCAACAUCGGGGCUUCCUCCUUCCAGAACAACUCGGCGCAGGAACCCUCCCUGUCACACUCGGCGACCCAGACUCACCACACGGUUCACGGGGAGCAGGGGAACUACCACGUCCCCACAAACUGCCCUGUGUCCUCCACCAGCAAUGAAAACUCCACCCAUGUCGACAACGCCAAGUACACCUACCCUUCCAAUCAGAAUCAGUGCCCCGUCACUGGCCGCCUAUCAUCUCAGUCCUACUCGGCCAAUCAGAACAGUUACCCAAGCAGUGAUUCCCAGAACCAAGGCCCCUGCCCCUGGAAGCUAAACGGAGGAGCCAAAGUGCUGGCAUGUCCACUCAAUUCAUGUCCCGUGGCUCCAUCCAGUCGCUCCAGUCAGGAGGUGUGGGAGUCUUUCUCCCAGUGCUUCACCCCCGCUGUUAAAGAAGUAGUGGAGUUUGCAAAGAGUAUUCCUGGCUUCCAGUCUCUCAGCCAGCAUGAUCAGGUCAUGCUGCUCAAAUCCGGCACUUUCCAGGUUCUGAUGGUGAGAUUCUGCUCACUGUUUGACCCCAAGGAGAGGACAGUAACCUUCCUCAAUGGGCAGACAUACUCACUGGCAUCACUAAGGGCUCUUGGCAUGGGCUCCUUACUGGACGCCAUGUUUGAAUUCAGCGAGAAGCUGGGAUCUUUGGGUCUGGAGCCAGACGAGAUGGCUCUUUUCAUGGCUGUCGUGCUGGUUUCUGCUGAUCGCUCUGGUAUAGUGGAGGUGGGAGCAGUGGAGCAGCUGCAGGAGAAUCUAAUAAAAGCCCUGCGCUCCCUCAUCACCAGUCGCCGCCCAGAUGAUAGCACCCUCUUUCCAAAGCUGCUGCUGCGUCUGCCGGACCUGCGCACCCUGAACAACCACCACUCCGACAAGCUUUUAGCCUUCCGCAUAGAUCCAUGAAUUUAAAGCGCAAAAGCUUCCUGAGGUGUCUGCUUUGGGGAGCCUCCGUGCUCCCCAUGCGAGCCUGGCCUGCGACGUACAGUUCACUGGCCUCUGCAUGAUGGACAGUUGUUGUGGGAGUUGUGCCAAGUCUGAUAUCAUGAAAGAGCAAACUUGGAAAAAAAAAUAUCAGUGAAGGAUGUCGGCACAGCAGGAGGCGGAGGCUCCUGAACUCAAACUGAUUCCUCCUCCAGUUCCAGGAUUGUUUAAAAAAACAUUAAAACAUAGAUUGUGUUCUUCCUUUGGGUUCUUCGAGUUAACAUCAAACCACCAAGUCAUCACCACUCCCUCUGGGAGUUUGUGCUGGAGACCAAAAAGAAGAAAGAA